GUCGGCCCCAGGGUCCCCCCGUGGGAUUGGGGUGAGCACGUCGGGGGACACCCAGCAUGCAGGAAGGCAGGUGCUGCGGAACAUGCCUCCAGCCUCCAGUGUUGCUGCCCGCGGCUGCACCCACCUGUGCCCAUGGCCUGCACGGGCCCGUCGCUCUCUGGCGCCUUCGACAUUCUAGGUGCCACAGGCCAGGACAAGCUCUUGUACCUUAAGCACAAGCUGAAGACGGUCCACCAGGGCUGCCGAGGGGCAGACCUCCUGCACGCCAUGGUGCUUCUGAAGCUGGGCCAGGAGACGGAGGCCAGGAUCUCCUUGGAAGCUCUGAGGGCGGAUGCAGUGGCCCGGCUCGUGGCCCGCCGGUGGGCCGGCGUGGACAGCGCUGAGGCCCCGGAGGAGCCCCCAGACUUGUCCUGGGCCAUUGCCCGGGUGUACCACCUGCUCGCCGAGGAGAAGCUGUGCCCGGCCCCUAUGCGGGACCUGGCCUACCAGACAGCCCUCCAGACGUUCAGCUCCAGGGACGACCACCGGCUGGCCGAGCUCCAGGGAGAGGCCCGGGACCGGUGCGGCUGGGGCGUCAUCCGGGCCCCUGGGAGCUUCCAGCCCCUUCGCUCCGAUCGGGGCUGCCUCCCGCCAUCCUCGGUGUCCCCCUCGGGCACCCGCAGCCUUCCCAAGCCCAUCGAGGGCCUUUCGGGCUGGAGCAGAGGGUGUUCUCUGAGAUCCACCAGCAGCCCCGCCUCCCUCGCCAGCAACCUGGAAAUUAGCCAGUCACCCACCAUGCCUCUUCUCAGCCAGCACCGCGGCUGUCGUGCGCCCAGCAAGCUGUGUGAGGAGCCCCGGGCAGGCCCCGGGCCCGAACCUGAACCUGCCCCCACAGGCUGCCAGGAGCCUGAGGAAGUGAGCUGGCCACCAUCCGAGGAGGCUACUGCCGGCCCCCAGAUGCCACCAGACAGCCCGGGCCCUAGACUUCCUGAGGUGGUCCCAGAUGCAAGCCCCACUGGCCAGCCCGACGCCCCCAAAGCUCUGGAAAGCGGCACCCGCUACCCGGUGGAGUGCAGCCACGUGCUGGCAGCCCCCGCAUCUCUCCCCUUGCCCCCCAAAACCACUUGCCCUGACAAGGACCAGACCCCCCUCUCACUCCCUGUAGAAGAUACCGCUUCCCAGAGGACCCCCCCAUGCCCCCCCACCCCCUCGGCCCCGAGGACCUCCGCGCCCGGCCCUUCUCCAUCCAUCCCUCCUUCCGCUUGCUCCGCCGCCUGGAAUCCGUGCCCCCCGCCCCCCGAGUUGGAGCCAGAGCAGAAAUUCUACAGCUUUGUGAUCCUGCACGCGGGGGCAGACGAGGACAUUGCCCUGCGGGUCCGAGAGAGGCUGGAGAGCCUGGGCGUCCCGGAUGGCGCCACCUUCUGCGAGGAUUUCCAGGUGCCCGGGCGCGGCCACCUGCGCUGCCUGCAGGACGCCCUCGACCACUCAGCCUUCACCCUCCUGCUGCUUACCCCCAACUUCGACUGCCACCUGGGCCUGCACCAGGCGGGCCAGUCCCUGAUGAACAGCCUCACGCGGCACGAGUGCCGGGACUGCGUGAUCCCCUUCCUGCCCCUGGAGAGCUCGCUGGAGCAGCUCAGCCCGCACACCUGCAGCCUGCUCACCAGCCUGGUGUGGCUGGACGAGCGCUCCCAGAUCUUCGCCAGGAAGGUGGCCAACACCUUCAAGCCGCAGAGGCUGCGAGCCCGCAGGGCCCACUGGAGGAAGGAGCAGGACGUCCGCGCCCUGCAGGAGCAGCGCCAGCAGCUGGAGGGCGAGCGGCAGCGCGUCUCGGCGCUGAACGCCGCCUACUCGGCCUAUUUCCAGAGCCACUCGGCCUGGCAGGCGCAGAUGGAGACGCUCCGGGUGGCCUUCGGAAGCCACAUGCCCUUUGGGACUCCGGGGCCCCUGGGAGCGCCCCCGCCCUUUCCCUCCUGGCCGGGCCACCAGCCGCCGCCGCCCGCGCCCCCGUGGCUGGCCGGCGCCCCGGCACCCGCGCCUGCCUUCCCGCAGCCCCCGGCGCCCCCCCAGAGCCCGGGGCUGCAGCCCCUCAUCAUCCACCACGCGCAGAUGGUGCAGCUGGGCCUCAACAACCACAUGUGGAACCAGAGAGGGACCCAGGCGCCCGAGGACAAGACGCAAGGCGCGGAGUGACCGGUGACCCCGGCCUUGGGGACGCCCGCACCGUGCCCGGGGCGGGAGGAGGAGCGCGACGUCGUCUGCAACCUUCAGGACAUCGCUGGGGAGACCUUCGUCUCUCAGGAAGUCGUGCAAAAU
Molecule: messenger RNA, 2295 nt
Organism: Leopardus geoffroyi (Geoffroy's cat)
Lineage: Eukaryota; Metazoa; Chordata; Mammalia; Carnivora; Felidae
Gene: TICAM1
Product: toll like receptor adaptor molecule 1
Exons: 2
Coding region: 133-2172 (679 amino acids)
Biological process (GO): positive regulation of cytokine production involved in inflammatory response; positive regulation of canonical NF-kappaB signal transduction; positive regulation of myeloid dendritic cell cytokine production
Molecular function (GO): protein kinase binding
Source: RefSeq, a predicted model, not a curated record